This is a messenger RNA of Macadamia integrifolia, 1273 nucleotides long. Its product is annotated as pentatricopeptide repeat-containing protein At4g21190. The record is from RefSeq and is a predicted model, not a curated record. Gene Ontology annotation, molecular function: protein binding. The transcript has 7 exons. NCBI's taxonomy places the organism in Eukaryota, Viridiplantae, Streptophyta, Magnoliopsida, Proteales, Proteaceae. The coding region runs from base 44 to 1099 and encodes 351 amino acids.
CAAACACAACCUUAAUAUCCAAAAUGCUCAUCCACUUGCUGAAAUGGCAACACAGCCUGAAAUAAAACCUCACACUCUCGUCUACUCUCAACUCUCCGGCCGCCGCUGCAAGUAUCUUGUCUCCCGCCUUUCCACCUCCAGCGUCGACCGAAGAUCGCCCCCAGCAGUUCGGCGACUCAGUGUACUGCAGGAACAACAGCAUCAUAUUGCAGAAACCAGUUUCUCAGGGCUGAUGAUGCUUAGUAUCAAAUACUCUGCAGCCAUUAUUACCCAAAGAUUGGAAUCAGUGAAUAUUUCUGGAAAAUCUAAUUUCGCUGUUCUAUGUGCUGCUAAAGGCCCAAGACCAAGAUAUCCACGAAUAUGGAAAUCUAAGAAGAGAAUAGGCACCAUCUCCAAGUCGCAAAAGCUUGUUGACUGUAUAAAAGGAUUGUCAAAUGUCAAAGAGGAAGUUUAUGGGGCUCUUGAUUCUUUCAUUGCUUGGGAGUUGGAGUUUCCUUUAAUCGCCGUAAAAAAAGCUUUGAAAACCCUAGAGAAGGAAGGAGAGUGGAAGAGGAUAAUUCAGGUGACAAAGUGGAUGUUAAGUAAAGGCCAAGGAAGAACAAUGGGGAGCUAUUGUAUGUUGUUAAAUGCUUUGGCACAAGAUGAUAGACUGGAAGAAGCUGAAGAACUUUGGAACAAAAUAUUUUCUGAAAAUCUGGAAAGCUUGCCUCGUGUUUUUUUCAUCAAAAUGAUUUCAAUUUAUUAUAGCAGGGGGAUGCAUGAGAAAUUGUUUGAGGUAUUUGCUGAUAUGGAAGAGCUUGGUGUCAAACCAAACACUUCGAUCGUCUCGAUGGUUGGGAAGGUGUUCCAGAAGCUGGGAAUGUUGGACAAAUAUGAUAAGUUAAUGAAGAAAUAUCCUCCUCCAACUUGGGAAUACCGAUAUUUCAAAGGGAAGCGUGUCAAGGUUCAAAUAAAGAACUUGAAGGAUUUUGAUGAUGGGGGUGAUAAAGGCCUGGAUGAUUUUGAAGAAGAACCUGAGAUUAAUUCCAAUGAACUUGAAGAGGAAGGUGUAGAGAGUUCAAAUAAACCUGAAGAGGAAGCUGUGGCCAUAUCAUCGUGAUGAGGCUUAUCUGAUACUGGACCGAAUACCCCACCAAAAAAAAAAUCUUGUUAUUUACCAUUUACUCUUUUGUAAUCUAAUCUUCUUCCAAUUACUUGAAGGGAGAAUCUUAUUGUAACCAAAGUUGUGAAUUAAGAAGUUGUGAUUGAAGUAAAUCUUGUCAUUUUACAUAAA